AUAUAUUGUCACAUUUGUAAACACAACAAGUAGGUGGUAUGGCUAUUUAUUUUCAUGGACUGCAGUAGCCUACACGUCCAAAACAGACGUGACUGAAUUUUAAGGGCGUCCCCGUGUUCCGUGUUUUACUAAUAACGUCGAUUCCUCGGAUAUUUCUCUCAAAGACUAUAAACUGUGUAAAGUCAUAUAUUAAAGUGUUCCCGAAGAAGAUAAAGAGCUAAUCGUGCCAACCAACUUAUUAAGGGGGAAAAUCACGCAGAUCCCUCAGUUUGUGAAUGUGGUGUAACUUUUCAGACGCUCCCUAAGCAGAUGGGCGCUCCCCUUGUUUCUUGGUGCUGAUGCAGGCAGCCAGAAGCGUCUAACCGGACAUCGCCUGCACUACAUGACACACUGGGGAGCGAUGCUCUGACAGUCUGCAGGCUUACUGAGACACAGGCCAUUGCCAUGGCGGUGUAUUCCAACUCCUUGGCCACGGCAAGUCCUACGUUUGAGCUGUGGUCCACGGUGUCAGUGGAUCAGGAUGUCCUGCAUUUGCUGGGCUCUGCGACUGAGGAGAACAGCACAGCAGAGAGGUGUUACCUCUCACACUCUCGGAGCAGUGUGCUUCAGGGGCUGCCCUUUGGUGGAGUGCCCACUGUCCUCGCCAUCAACCUAGUCCUCUGGCUGUUCCUCUUGCUGAUGUUCUCCUGCGUGAGGAAGGCUGCAUGGGAUUAUGGGCGUUUGGCUCUGCUGAUGGAGAAUGACAGCCUUACAUCACUUUUCUAUGGAGAACAAAGCGAGAAAGAGAAGUCUCCUUCUGAAACCAGUCCCUCAGACUCUGAGACCAAAGAUAUGGGCUUCUGCUCCUGGCUCACGUCUCUCUACCACAUGAAGGACGAAGAGAUCCGUAGUAAGUGUGGCAUUGAUGCAGUCACUUACCUGGCAUUUCAACGGCAUAUCAUCCUUCUCAUGGCUGUAGUGUGUCUGCUCUCGCUGAGUGUUAUCCUGCCUGUCAACCUCUCUGGGAGCCUCCUGGAGAACAGCCCUAAGAAUUUUGGUCGGACAACCGUGGCUAACAUUGCAGCACAGAACAGUUUUCUGUGGAUACACAGCAUCUUUGCACUACUGUACUUUGUAAUUACUGUGCUCUGUAUGGUCCACCACUCCUCACAGCUGGAAUACAAAGAGGAUGAGAAGGUAGCUAGAAGUUUAAUGAUCACUAACAUUCCUAAAGAGAUUUCUGACCCCGGCCUGAUUACCAAACAUCUCCACGAAGCUUACCCGAGCUGUACAGUCACAGACAUCUGCUUCUGUUUCGAUGUCCAAAAGUUAAUGGAGCUGGACUCUGAGAGGAGGAAAGCAAUGAAAGGGAGGAUGUAUUUCACUACCAAAUCACAGAAGGAAGGCAGGAUCAUGAUAAAGACACAUCCCUGUGCUCAGAUCCUCUGCUGUGAUUUAUGUGGAUUUGAACAGAUCGACGCUGAACAGUAUUAUAGUGAAUUAGAAGAGAAGCUUACAGAUGAGUUUAAUGCAGAAAAGAAUCGCAUUACCAUGAAAAGACUGGGCAUUGCCUUUGUCACUUUCAGAGAUGAGAGGAUGACUGCAGUAAUUGUGAAAGACUACAGGAGGGCCCGUUGCCGUCGGAAACCGCAGCAGUCCAGCAUCACUACAGUCGUGCACUCGCACCAGUGGGGCAUCCACUAUGCCCCUGCCCCCAAUGACAUCAUCUGGGAGAACCUGUCAGUAAGUGGCUCUCGCUGGUGGCUUCGAUGUGUUCUGCUUAAUAUCCUGCUCUUCCUCCUGCUGUUCUUCCUCACCACUCCUGCCAUUAUUGUCAACACUAUGGACAAGUUCAAUGUCACUCGGCCUGUGGAAAGCCUCCGGAAUCCGGUUAUCACCCAGUUCUUCCCCACUUUGCUUCUAUGGGCUUUCUCCGUUCUGCUCCCCUUCAUCGUGUAUUACUCUGCCUUCUUUGAGUAUCACUGGACCAGGUCCAGUGAGAAUCAGAUCACCAUGCACAAGUGCUUUCUACUGCUCGUCUUUAUGGUCAUCAUUCUGCCUUCUCUUGGUCUGUCCAGUUUGGAUUUUUUCUUCAGAUGGCUCUUUGACACUCACUUCCUGGAUCAGAAAGAUGUAAAGUUCCAAUGUGUAUUCUUGCCUGAUAACGGAGCGUUUUUCGUGAAUUACGUCAUCACAUCGAGUCUGAUUGGCACAGCGAUGGAGCUGUUGCGGAUUCCCUCUUUACUGGUUUACUCGCUGCGUCUUUGUUUCGCAAAAUCCAAAGCUGAACGCAUCCAUGUUAAACGAAGUCAAGCUUAUGAGUUCCAGUUUGGGUUAGAGUAUGCCUGGACCAUGUGCAUAUUCUCUGUUAGUAUGACCUAUAGCAUUACCUGCCCUAUCAUCGUACCCUUUGGGCUGUUGUAUCUGAUUUUAAAGCACUUGGUUGACCGCUACAACAUCUACUAUGCCUACAUCCCUACUAAGCUGAGUCAGCACAUCCACUCGGCUGCCAUCAGGCAGGUGCUUGUGGCACCGAUUCUCUGCAUGUUCUGGCUUCUCUUCUUCUCUGUGCUCCGACUUGGUCCAGUGCGACCCAUCACUCUGUUCACCUUCAUCUCUGUACUUUUGUGUAUCAUCUUUUCCGUCUUUGGAAUCUGUCUGAAAAAACUACAGCCGGACAGAUCAACAAGCUACCAGAUGUCUGACACAACCACAGAAGGAGUCUACAGUGAUAUAGAAAGAAGCACUGCAUCCACCACGACUACUGCGAAUCUCUUCAUAGCUUCGGUCUUACUGGAACCAGAGCUGGGUCUGACACCCAUGCCCUCUCCUGCCCACCAGAGUUAUGGCACCAUGGGUAACUGCCAGGCCUCGGUGCAUGAGGAAGAGGGGGCGGUUGGGAAAGAUGUGGAGGAGACAGUGGAGACAGAGCUUGAAGACACACCAGGACCUGUCUGCUCCAGCUCUCUGAUGGACAGCCCAGUAGACUACCAGUGACACCUACUCACCAUUACCAGCAAAAUAAAAGCCCCCUGCCUCACCUUAACUCGAGGCUUUUACUGAGGCAUAAUGCUGCAUUUUUUCCCUCCAAACCCCAUUUAAGGAGUGGAUCUGACACAGUGUGCGGCCACUCAGUUUCUCUCUUUUUCUGUCUGUCUCUCUGUCUGUGUCUUUCUCUCACAGUCUUUCUUGCUCUAAAGUCAUCUGUCUUCUUCUGUUUUCUUCUGUUUUUCUUGGGCCUUUCUUGAGGCUGAUGGCAUUUGGCACCAUUGCUGACGGAAGUAUAGAAAACUGGACCCUGUGCUUUGGAGGAGCUUUUCCUUGGCUCUGCUGAUUUCUAAGGUCAUGUCCUCACUUUAGUGUUUUUCUGUGCUUGUUCGAUGUGGCUCCAGAAAACCUGACCCAAUGCCCUUCUGUUUAAGCAGAAUGUCAGUGAAAUUGGACAUGGGAAGGAAUAUAUUUGUACUCGUUGAUAGUUGCUUAUCACUUAUCUUGAUUUUAAAAUGUAAUUUAAUACAAGGCUGUUUUUACUUACUAUUAGGGGUUUAUCUAAAGGUGUACAGUAUCACUUUUCAUUGAAGGGAUGUUGUGCUUGUUAUUAUUAUUAUUAUUAUUAUUAUUAUUAUUAUUAUUAUUAUUAUUAUUUUUAACAUUUAACUGUGAAAGUUUGAGUUUUUUUAAGCAUUUCGUCUUUUAUAUUUUACUGCAUCAAGAGUGUAGAAGUCAUUUCCAUCGAUCUUUAACCUGAUUGCUACACUGCAUACUCAUGUUUGUAGUCCAGUUAUCCCUGCAGUGCAAAUUCAUCUAUUUAGCUAGGACAAGAAAAACACAGAGAAUCAGUUGGAACAUACAGGAGUAUAAACAACAGGAUAAGCUAAUCAAAGUUGUUGUCCUUCAGCUGCUCCCUGUUCGGGUCUCCAUAGCAGAUCAUCUUAUCCGCAUUUUUGAUUUUAGCAAAUUGGAUGCCCUUCCUGAUGCCCUUCCAACUUGGCCAUUUUAUUCAGGCUUGGGAUUGGUACUGAGAGUUAAACCCUUAGUAGCUGGGUUGGUUCACUGCCCAAGAAUUAAACACAGGUCACUGUGGUGAGAGCAUGCCACUGGACCACCAUGGACAAUAAGCAAAUCAAAGUAUAAAACCCAAAUUGUUAACAUACAAAUUGACUAAAUUCCCUCAGUAUAUGAUUUAUUAGACAUGACCUUAAAAGUAAGCUCUAAGAGUGAAUAAAAAGCCAUUAUUAAACAGAUAUGAUAUUAAUAUUGCAUUCACAUAUCAUUGCCCAGGGUCAUUAUGAAAUCUACAAAAUCUUACACAUGAUCUGUUCAGUCUGCAGCACUCUCAAUUGGGUGAAGUGUUGCUCACCUAAUAUAACACUUUAAUGACCUUUGUAAGUUUUGUACUAUGCUGCUAGUGAUUAUACUGAAUGACUGGUUGGGAAAGGGGUGGGAGGGUUUUCUUGCCAAACUGAAUGCAAAUGAAUGUUUGUUUUGCGCUCUCUUGUCGUGCCUUGAAGAGAGAUUUGAAGAAGAAGAAAAAAACUUUUUUUUAAAUGUCUGACAAUCCAGCAUGGCCUGUGAUAUGCUGCAUGGACUGGUGACAACAGAGCAGGAGAUUACAAAAGUGCCAAAAAGUCCAGUACGUACAGUACUUUAGUCACACAGAUGCAUACACAAUGAUCGCCUUAGCACUUAAUUGUAAAUUCUCUCAUAAAGCACAACAUCCAUCUUCACAGCCACAUUCAGUUCUCUAAUUCUCUUCCUUUCUUCAGUCCUAUUCAGAUAAACAGGACAACACACCUGAGAGAUGCAGACGGAAUAUUCAUUUGAUUUGUUUGAUACAUUUGUGCUGACUAUAUUUACUAGCAUCCAGUGUGUAGAAUUUGUUUUGUUUACCCAGUGGAGGUUUGUGGGUUGUGAGGUUUGUGUGUAUGACAGGGAGCACUUUGCAGGAUGAGCUGCUGUACCGUAUCCCACUGUACCGUAUCUCACUGCACUAUAGCAAAAGAUAAUAAAAUAAAACUGCAAACAA
This is a messenger RNA of Hemibagrus wyckioides, 5005 nucleotides long. It is a transcript of the gene tmem63c, whose product is annotated as transmembrane protein 63C. The transcript has 23 exons. Gene Ontology annotation, cellular component: plasma membrane. NCBI's taxonomy places the organism in Eukaryota, Metazoa, Chordata, Actinopteri, Siluriformes, Bagridae. Bases 445 to 2976 code for a protein of 843 amino acids. The record is from RefSeq and is a predicted model, not a curated record. Gene Ontology annotation, molecular function: calcium-activated cation channel activity.